GGACAAAAUCCGAGAAGACGUCGAGUGACUCAACUUUUUUUUUCAAAUAUACGAUCUUCGGCGUGACGUCACGGUCUUCUGUCCGGACGAACAUGGCGAACAUUAGAUGCGUCAAGGGUAUGGUAGGCCUGGUGACGGGCGGUUCGUCAGGUCUGGGUCGUGCCACCGUUGAACGUCUGGUGCAGAACGGAGCGUCGGCUGUGAUCCUGGACCUGCCCUCCUCUGAUGGAGCGGCUCUGGCUGAGAAACUGGGGGAGCGCUGUGCCUUCGCUCCUGCAGACGUGACAUCAGAGGCAGACGUGCAGUCGGCGGUGUCCCUGGCCAGAGAGAAGUUUGGAAAGCUGGACCUCGCGGUGAACUGUGCCGGCAUCGCUGUCGCCUUUAAAACCUACAACUUCAAGAAGGACUUACCUCACAGCCUGGAGGACUUCCAGCGCGUUAUCAAUGUGAACAUCGCAGGAACCUUCAACGUGAUCCGCCUGGCGGUGGGGGAGAUGGGAAAGAACGAGCCUGACGCGGACGGACACAGGGGCUGCAUCAUCAACACGGCCAGCGUGGCAGCUUUUGACGGACAGGUCGGCCAGGCGGCGUAUUCAGCUUCUAAAGGCGGCAUCGUUGGAAUGACUCUCCCCAUCGCUCGAGAUCUGGCACCCAUGGGCAUCAGGGUCGUCACCAUAGCACCUGGUCUGUUCUCCACCCCCCUCCUGGCCGGUCUUCCAGAGAAGGUCCGCUCCUUUCUCGCCCGACAGGUGCCCUUCCCCUCGCGCCUGGGAGACCCCGCUGAGUUUGCUCACCUGGUGACGUCACUGGCUGAAAACCCCAUGAUUAACGGAGAGGUCAUCAGACUGGACGGAGCCAUUCGCAUGCAGCCCUGA
Molecule: messenger RNA, 875 nt
Organism: Labrus bergylta (ballan wrasse)
Lineage: Eukaryota; Metazoa; Chordata; Actinopteri; Labriformes; Labridae
Product: 3-hydroxyacyl-CoA dehydrogenase type-2
Biological process (GO): androgen metabolic process; estrogen metabolic process; fatty acid metabolic process
Cellular component (GO): mitochondrion
Molecular function (GO): estradiol 17-beta-dehydrogenase [NAD(P)+] activity
Source: RefSeq, a predicted model, not a curated record